UUGUCUGCAGCCAGGUUCCUCCCUCUCCCGCUGACAUCUUGGCUCUGCUGCACAGUUGAAUAACAUAGCAAUCAAGCUAGCUAGCGCUGCACCAAGCUAGAGGUAAACAGAGCUUGACUUUGAGCUUAAUACGACAUUAAUAACUAUGUCGUAACACUUGUUCAGUUGACAAAGUCAGUGAGCACCGGCGUCAUGGCCGCUCUGUUGUUACAGCACCGUCUUGGUCUGUGCAGGAAACACAGCUCACGUUUACUGUGGUUACUGUCGAGGCGAAGCGCUCAUGCUUUAGCUAACAGGACGAUCUUCAGCGAUAGUGUAAAAAAUGUGCUGCUCAGAAAGAUGCUGCUUUCCCAGUCAGAGCGGACAGUGACGAGUCAGCCUCAGAAAGUCAUCCAGAGUCUUCUCCACAGACCAUUGAGUCCUGGCCUGUUGGGAAUUAGCAAAGAUUUAAUUAGGAGCAACCUACUGAGGAACCCUGUUGGUUUGAUAAAUCUAUUAGGGUCAACAAACUUCUUCAGUACGUCUCAAUCCAAACAAGAGAAAAAGAAAAGUGAUGGACCGAAGGGAAAAACUCCAGAGGAAAAUGAAGAGGAGAAGAAACGGCGUGAGCAAGAGGACCAGAUGUACAGGGAGCGCCUGAGAACGCUCUUCAUCAUCGCGCUCAUCAUGAGCCUGCUGAACUCUAUUAACACCAGCGGUGGUAACAUCUCCUGGAACGACUUUGUCAAUGAGAUGUUGGCCAAGGGGGAGGUGUCCCGUGUGCAAGUUGUUCCGGAGAGUGACAUCGUAGAAAUCUACCUUCACCCUGGCGCAGUAAUCUUUGGGAGGCCUAGGUUGGCACUCAUGUACAGAAUGCAGGUCGCCAACAUAGACAAAUUUGAGGAGAAGCUGCGAGCUGCUGAAGAAGAGCUGAGUAUUGAAGCUAAAGACAGGAUACCGGUGUCGUACAAACGUACUGGAUUCUUUGGAAAUGCAGUCUAUGCUCUGGGGAUGGCAGCUAUUGGCGUGGCUAUUCUCUGGUACAUCUUUCGACUCGCGGGCAUGGGUGGCAGAGAAGGUGGCUUCAGUGCUUUUAAUCAGCUGAAGAUGGCCAAGUUCACCAUUGUGGAUGGCAAGUCGGGUAAAGGUGUGAGUUUCAAAGAUGUAGCAGGGCUGCACGAGGCUAAAAUAGAAGUAAAGGAAUUCGUUGACUACCUCAAGAAUCCAGAACGAUACCUCCAGCUGGGAGCCAAGGUUCCCAAGGGUGCGUUGCUGCUUGGUCCUCCAGGCUGUGGGAAGACGCUGCUGGCUAAGGCUGUAGCCACUGAGGCCCAGGUGCCCUUUCUGGCUAUGGCUGGCUCUGAGUUUGUGGAGGUUAUUGGAGGCCUGGGUGCUGCGAGGGUCAGGAGUCUGUUCAAGGAGGCUCGUGCCCGAGCGCCCUGCAUAGUCUACAUCGACGAGAUCGACGCUGUAGGAAAGAAGCGCUCGACCAACAUGUCCGGUUUCUCCAACACUGAGGAGGAGCAGACCCUCAACCAGCUGCUGGUCGAGAUGGAUGGAAUGGGAACGACAGACCAUGUCAUCGUCCUCGCUUCCACCAACAGAGCAGAUAUCUUGGACAAUGCUCUCAUGAGACCAGGCAGACUGGACAGACAUAUCUUCAUAGACAUGCCGACACUGCAGGAGAGGAAGGAGAUCUACGAGCAGCAUCUGAAGAUCCUGAAGCUGACACAGCCAGCGAACUUCUACUCUCUGCGUCUGGCUGAGCUAACUCCAGGCUUCAGUGGUGCAGACAUUGCUAACAUUUGCAACGAAGCCGCUCUGCAUGCUGCCAGAGAGGGACACAAGUCCAUCCAUACCUUCAACUUUGAGUACGCAGUGGAGAGAGUAAUAGCAGGAAGCGUAAAGAAGAGUAAGAUCCUGUGUAAAGAGGAGCAGAGAGUGGUGGCCUUCCAUGAGUCAGGACAUGCGCUAGUGGGAUGGUUACUUGAGCACACAGAGGCAGUCAUGAAGGUGUCCAUUGCUCCACGGACCAAUGCAGCUCUGGGAUUUGCUCAGAUCUUGCCCCGUGACCAGUACCUGUUCACCAAGGAGCAGCUGUUUGAGCGGAUGUGUAUGGCUCUGGGAGGAAGAGCGGCAGAAGCUAUCACCUUUAACAAAGUUACAACAGGAGCUCAGGAUGAUUUGCGUAAGGUGACACGUGUGGCCUACUCUAUGGUGAAGCAGUACGGCAUGUGUGACAGCGUCGGACAGGUCUCGUUCCCAGAGACGGAGUCGCAAGGUGCCAUUGGACGUCGUCCUUUCAGCCAGGGCCUGCAGCAACAGAUGGACCUCGAGGCCAAGCUGUUGAUAGCCCGCGCUUACAGACAAACGGAGAAGCUGAUACAGGACAACAGAGACAAACUGACACUGUUGGCCAAUGCCCUGUUAGAGCGCGAGGUGGUGAACUACGAUGACAUCGAAGCUUUGCUCGGCCCGUCCCCUCACGGACCCAAGAAGAUGAUCACCCCUCAGAGCUGGGUGGAAGCUGAGAGGGACAAACAAGACACAGGAGAGGGCGAACCUCAACCACCUCCUCACAAACGCAGGGAAGACGACAUGGAUCCACAGCUAGUCUGAUCUUGAAGUGAAUGUAGCAAAAGUAUUUUCAAACUACUGCGUUUGUUGGGGGGGCAGCGGUUCAUCAGGGGCUGGGUGAGCUUAUUGAAACCUGGCACUGUUCCCUCACUUUGAAGCUUUAUAUGACUGAAGGUGAAAUCCUAGCUUCUCAGAACUCCAUGCAGACGUUUGUCCAAAAGAACAUUUGCACUUAUUUUCCAGUGUACGGAGCCAUUUAGAACAUCUGACGUAGGCUUUAAUGUGCAGCCAGUGCAGAAUGAUUAUUUUGGGAGGAAGUCCAUUACUUUUCUUAGUCGUGUGCCGCAGUUAAUUAUACCCUGGAAGCAAUAAAGACAAGUCUAUUUAAACAGGAUGCCUCUGACUCGCAUAAAGCGCAGAAGGAAAAAGCUUCUAAUCAGCAUUUUACUUUGUGUGUAAUCAACAAUUAAAUGUUUUGUCUUCGGAUUGCAUAACUCUGUGUUAAUACCUGAAACAGAUGUGGGAUCAUUUGAUGUAGACGCACUGUGGCACACACAGGUUCGGAUUCAAGUUGCACACUGAAGAAAAAGAUGUCUAAGGGAGAUUUUGAGUUGCCAAAUGCAACAAAAAUAUCUGGAUUUUUUGGUUCUACACAAACACAUUCAGGUCUGCAUCACUGUGUUUGUAUUCACAUGAGUAAAUUGCUGUGGAGUGUUUUCUUUGACCAGGCUGAAACAGACGUGUGGUAGAAAAUGGACAAAUUAAACUGCUCUCCAUCAACAGAGGAAACUUUUCUACGUUGUACAUUUUGAAAUAGGCCUUAAAGGUUGAAAUUCAAAAGACUCAUGUUGGUGAUUAGGCAGCAGAUAGAUUGAAUUAACAGAUGGAAAACCAUAAUACAGUAUCUGUCUGAGAGGCUCUGUGCUGGUUUGUGAAUAUGAAAAUCCAAAGGGUUGUGUUGUUAAAUAUUUAAAUAAAUAAAUACUUAAAUACUG
Hippoglossus stenolepis (Pacific halibut) is the source of this 3551-nucleotide messenger RNA. It is a transcript of the gene spg7, whose product is annotated as SPG7 matrix AAA peptidase subunit, paraplegin. Lineage: Eukaryota; Metazoa; Chordata; Actinopteri; Pleuronectiformes; Pleuronectidae. Gene Ontology annotation, cellular component: m-AAA complex; membrane. The transcript is spliced from 17 exons. The coding region runs from base 193 to 2598 and encodes 801 amino acids. Gene Ontology annotation, biological process: protein-containing complex assembly; mitochondrial protein processing. Gene Ontology annotation, molecular function: ATP binding; metalloendopeptidase activity; zinc ion binding. The record is from RefSeq and is a predicted model, not a curated record.